GCUGAGAAAUCUGUCGAGGAAUUAGCUGAAGAGUCAGCCGAGGAGGCCUCCAGUGAGGGAGCUACGGAACGUUGGACUGUCAAUCGUUCUUUGCUUCGUUUCGAAUACAGUUGCCGGCGCGCGUAGCCGGCGUGAGCAUCCGUUCCGUCGACGUGAGUCGUAAGAAUCGUGUGUGACACCGGAAAAACCCGCGAGGGAAAAUAUCGAGAGAGAUAUACUGGUACAAUCAUUUUAGUCGUCCAAUGAAGUUACAAGUCGAGCAAACAUUGAAUGAAUACGUGCUAUGUUCGAAUAAAUUUCACUCACAACGGUACAGCACUGUUGACACGUAACAAUGGCUUCUACUGUUGUAUGUGUGGCACCGCGUUGCGCAACGCAAACCGAAACUAUAGAAACGUAGGGCGCUAAACUCGUUUGUUCACCACGAUCGACCUUCGAGCGUUCACGGGACCGUCAUUGAAAUCCAUUGCGAGGAAUAUCGCCCACGGUUUCGUGUCGACAAACCCGAGGCACUGAGAGAAGCGGUUCAAAUCGCUCGGUAUCUCAGAGGAAAUGUAAAUACGGAAGCUUCGGAUGUAGACAACGACUUCGAUGUAGAAAGAUAUAGAAAAAAUUAAUAUAGAAAAUAUAAAAAAUUAAUAUAAACAAUUUUCUGCCUACGCGCGGAAACAAAACGCGUCGUUUCUUAAGAAAAGAAUUUCCUGUGAAAUUUGUUUUACUAGAAGAGACAUAUUUCGCGCGUGUUUGCUACGCUUCGAUGUGCGAUUCUAAUUCAAAUCGAACGGGACCAAGAGGCGUUAGGAUGAUUUCAGCACCUGCCGCUCGUCAGUGACAACUCAGCGGGUAUAAAACGAUUCCUUGAUUAUUACCGUCGAUGAAUGGGCGAUAUUUGCACGUUUAAAUCAAAGUCGAUUUGUUACGGGGUACGUGGGAAAUACUUCUUCGACUAUGACUUCCGUCUAUCGAAAUCGACGAAACAAGAUGAUGCUAUAGCGACGAGCUCGCUCGCACGCGAUCGUUUGUGAACUGGAACGUCUAAAGUUAGCCGUCUAAAAUUAACUAUGAUAAUUACUAAUUACAUAUCAUAACUUUGAUUGAAAUUCGAGAUAAAGAUGAAAGAUCUAUCAUAAGCAUCUCUUUACUUAAAUUGCGGCGAAUAAAAGAUCUAACGAUGAGAGAAACGUUUUCGAUCGGUCAAAGUUGAUUUUGGAAAAAAGACAUCGAUUCUUUAAUUAAUUAAUGAUGAUUUUAUUCAGAUUUUAUUCAGAUCUUUAAUCGCGAAGGACGAAAAUUGAUCCGUCACAAAACUCUAUUCUAAUUCAAAUUGGAGUCUCGUGACCUUUGUAGCCGGACUGCCUAACGAGAUCUCGUGAUUUCGAACGAGGUCUCAGAUCGAUUCUUUGAUGACCGAACAAAUUGCAGUGGUUCCCUUCGAUGCCUCGCCUUGGCUGGACGGGGAGGAAGCGAUAGGCACGGGCGAACAAUGUCGUGGAAUCCGACGAUGAUCACGCGGGAUACGCCUCGAUGAUGUCCAUCCGAGGGUGUACUCACGUAUCCCUGCCUACGAUUGCGCAACGGAAAUCGGACGAGAGCGAGAAAACAAUGGGAGCGUCGUAGGCUAAACGGAGAGCCCGGCUGUCGAAUCGUGACGUGGCGGCCUUCGAGCGAUCGGAACGGUCGGAUCUCGUCGAGGCCCUCGCGGGAUCCGAAAAUGACAAUAAGUCGACUGGCGACGGUGAUGAAACGUUUCGUACGUGGCGUUCGUCCGCCGUCGUCGCGAGGAUGACGAAGACGUGGACGGUAUGCGGCUUCACGGGGCUCCUCGUCCUCGUACCCGUUACCGUCUGCGCGACGAUCACCUACGUCAACGGCAACGAGGACCCGUCCCUGCGAUGCAACAACGAUCGCAGUAACAGCAAUCUCAGCAGCAAUAAAACCUUCUCCCUGUGUAAAUACGAUGUCGACUGUAUUCCGAACGCGUAUUGCCGGAACCAGCAGACCUGCUCGUGCAAAGAUGAUCACAUCGAGUUCAGAAGUAACAAUAAUUACAAGUGUCUGAGAGUGGCUACUCACAUCGGCGAUCCCUGCGAGGAGGACAUCCAGUGUGAGUUUACGUUUACACCGCAAUCGGAGUGUCGAGAGGGCACUUGUCAAUGCGCCCACGAUUCCCACUUCACGGAUGGGAGGUGUUACGAGUCCGUUGGCUUGGGAAAACCUUGUCGCUCGAAUCGCAAUUGUUACAUCAAGAAUACUUUUUGCGAACUUGGUUUCUGCGCCUGCGGUUUGCGUCAUCAUGCGAAUCCUGACAAGACCGGCUGCCUGCCGAGCGCCAAGUUGGGCGAGCACUGCGACAGUGAUGACGAAUGCAUUGUGGAGAAUUCGAAGUGCAUGCACAACAGAUGCGAUUGCAAAGUGGACUACGUGCUGGCCAAGGGCGAUCAGCGGUGUUUGAAAGCCGCUUCCUGGAUCGGCGAGAAGUGCGAGCAGCAAUCGCAGUGUCAACUGUUCUUAAACCAUAGCCAAUGUGGUGCGAACAAAACGUGCGACUGCAUCGCCGGUUCCCAUAGACGUGGUCCUCGAUGCUUCGUCGAUGUAGAACUUGGUGGUCAUUGUGAGACCCAUCAUCAUUGCAUUACCAAAACUCUGAAAGACUCCAAUUCGACGUGGAAAUCGAAAGUGGACUGCGUCAAUGGCUUCUGCACUUGCACUGAAGGCUAUACGUUGAUGGAGGAACUGCAGGACUGUGUUCAGUUCAGCGAUAAUGGUGCAACGAGAUGGCAAGUACAUGGAAUAUUUUCCAUUAUUAUCAUUGCAAAAUUCCUUGUGUAUUGAAAAUAGUGGAUAUAUAAUUGGUAUUCAGCAAAAAAA
Pogonomyrmex barbatus (red harvester ant) is the source of this 2868-nucleotide messenger RNA. RefSeq lists its product as uncharacterized. The record is from RefSeq and is a predicted model, not a curated record. NCBI's taxonomy places the organism in Eukaryota, Metazoa, Arthropoda, Insecta, Hymenoptera, Formicidae.